Molecule: messenger RNA, 1835 nt
Organism: Ricinus communis (castor bean)
Lineage: Eukaryota; Viridiplantae; Streptophyta; Magnoliopsida; Malpighiales; Euphorbiaceae
Exons: 15
Coding region: 183-1592 (469 amino acids)
Biological process (GO): CTP biosynthetic process; UTP biosynthetic process; GTP biosynthetic process
Molecular function (GO): nucleoside diphosphate kinase activity
Source: RefSeq, a predicted model, not a curated record
UAUACCAACCGGUCACAUCGUAUCUCAUGGUGGUCAAACAACUUUCCUUGAGCUCAAGCAGUAGAGACCUCCAUUAUCUUCUCUUCUGUUAAUAAUUAAUAAUACAAAAAAAAAAGGGGGCGGGUCUUUGUUCUUAAGACAAAUACGGUUUGCUCCUUCUUGUGAAGUGAAUAGAUAGCUUCAUGGAUGAUGGUCUUGGGAAGAUAAAGAUUGUCCCAGAUCACUUUCAAGUUUCAACUUCUAGUGAAGACACUCCUCAAAGGAAUACUUUAUCUAAUCUGCAGCCUAGAAUCGAAAAUUUACCCAGGUCCAGAAGCCGUUUCUGGGCUGGAAGAAAGCUAAAGAGUGCUGCACUCAUGUUGAAUUUGUUUAGCUUACGGGGAUUCCCAUGGGGUUCUGCGAAUGGUCAGGAAAAGGUUGAGUUGACUGUGGCAGAGCUGGAAUCCCUUCGAUCAGAACUUGCUGAUAUAGAAGAGAGGGAAGCUCACUUGAAAGCACAGUUGGAACAUGUUGAUGAAAUUCUGCGCUCUGCUCGCUUCUCUGGCUACUUGUAUAUUCGCAGUAGGUGGACAGCUUUACCUGGAGAACCUCCCCCAAUUGAUGAUACUGAUGUUGAUGAUUGGCUUCCUCGCUUUGUUGUCCUUCAUGGGCCUUGCAUCUUCUUUUAUUUGUUGUCCACGGAUUUGAGUCCUCAGGAUUCCACUCUGCUGUCUGAUAUUGUUGAAGUGGGUUCUUUGCCAAGCUUUACACGAGAAGAUGAUGAGCCAUGGUAUUCCUUUUAUAUCUUAACUCGCCAUGGGCUGCGGUAUGAGUGCUCAAGUAUUUCUAAAAUACAGGUGGGUUCAUGGUUAACAGCAUUACAAGCCAACUUCAAGCCUGAUUCUGAUACAAAAAUUAUCAGAUCUGCUUCUAGAGCUGCCAGGUCCCUUCUUUCUGCUUCCAAGACCUCGUCUUGUUUCUACUCUGAAGGACGAGCUGUAGCUGCAGCAGUUUCAUUAAGUGGAAAGGCUUCUUUCUUAGCUUCAGCUUUUCGGAAGACUGGUUCUUCAACUGUUUCUGCACAAUGGAUUUCAGGAGCCCUUGCAAUUCCUGCUGCAGUUUACAUGCUCCAGGAGCAGGAAGCACAUGCUGCAGAGAUGGAGCGCACUUUCAUUGCAAUCAAGCCUGAUGGAGUGCAGAGAGGACUGAUUGCAGAAAUCGUUGCUCGUUUUGAGCGUAAAGGGUUCAAGCUUGUAGGAAUUAAAGUUGUGGUUCCUUCAAAGGAAUUUGCUCAGAAGCAUUAUCAUGAUCUGAAGGAAAGACCCUUCUUUAGCGGUCUCUGUGACUUCCUUAGCUCGGGUCCUGUUAUUGCCAUGGUCUGGGAGGGAGAAGGAGUGAUUAAAUAUGGGCGGAAACUCAUUGGAGCAACAGAUCCCCAGAAAUCAGAACCUGGAACUAUCAGAGGUGAUCUAGCCGUUGUUGUGGGAAGGAAUAUCAUCCAUGGAAGUGAUGGCCCAGAAACUGCCAAGGAUGAGAUUAACCUGUGGUUCAAACCAGAGGAAUUGGUCAGCUAUGCAAGCAAUGCUGAGAAAUGGAUCUAUGGAGUCAACUGACGAAAGAUGGCUUUCCCAUUUUGUUCAGGAACUUUAGGUCCCACAUGGGAAGAAUCAUAAUCAUAAUCAUUAGAAUAAAAUUGUUUUCAGUGAGGUGAGUCACAAUAUUGUUUCGCCACAAUCAACUGGCGUGAUUAAAAUUUAGCAAUAAUUUGUAUACCUCCUUUUCCUUAUCAUGGACCCUAAUCACAUAACUGUGUAACUAAUAAGUCCCAAGUUAAGUUCAUUAUUAUUUUAGACCAA